This is a messenger RNA of Arachis stenosperma, 1161 nucleotides long. RefSeq names its product protein trichome birefringence-like 43. The transcript is spliced from 5 exons. Lineage: Eukaryota; Viridiplantae; Streptophyta; Magnoliopsida; Fabales; Fabaceae. Gene Ontology annotation, molecular function: O-acetyltransferase activity. The coding region runs from base 10 to 1077 and encodes 355 amino acids. Gene Ontology annotation, cellular component: Golgi apparatus. The record is from RefSeq and is a predicted model, not a curated record.
UAAUCUUCUAUGGUUAUUGCAUUUUUGGUUCUACUACUACAAUUUUUUGGCUAUGUAAAUGGGGGAGAUGAUGAGAUUCAUAAUUUGAAGGGGUGUGAUAUCUACCAUGGAACAUGGAUUUAUGAUGAUUCAUAUCCUCUUUACAACUCAAGUGAGUGUUUUCAUCUAAACAUGCACUUUGAUUGCCAACAAAAUGGUCGUCCAGAUAAAGAAUAUCUCAAAUAUAGAUGGAAACCCUAUGCAUGCAACCUACCAAGGUUUAAUGGUAAGGAUUUUCUGGAGAGAUUAAGGAAUAAACGGAUAGCGUUUGUUGGGGAUUCAAUAAGCUUUAAUCAGUGGCAGUCAUUAACAUGCAUACUUCAUUCACACCAUCGUCACGUUGCAUUCAUUGGAGGGAUUCGCCAUCACGGUUUCUCCAAAUUCACCUUUCCGAAUCACAAUGUGACAAUACUAUUGUUAUGGAAUCCAUUCCUAGUAGAAAAUGAAAGCACUUCAUACGGUCGUGUUUUGAAUCUGAGUUCUAUUGCCGAUUCUGAUGCUACUCUGUGGCAACAGAGUGAUGUUCUGGUUUUCAAUUCAUGGCUAUGGUGGCUUCAGUCUGGAACCGCAACUCCGUGGGAUUUCAUAGCGGAUGGUAAUGAUUUACACAAAGACAUGGAUCGUUUGGUUGCAUAUGAAAAGGCACUAACAACAUGGGCUCAGUGGGUGGAAAGUAACAUUGAUUUUCAUAAGACUCUAGUCUUCUUCCGAGGAGAUGCAGCAAGACAUCCUAAUGGUAGCGCUUGGGGGAAUUAUGAUGGGAAGCAUUGCGGUGAAGAAACAGAGCCAAUCUUUAAGGCAAAGAUUCCAUUGAUGAAGAUUCGAGGCGAAGAAAUAGUGGAGAGAGUGAUUAGUAAAAUGUCAAAGGCAGUGAAAUUGAUGAACAUAACAAUGCUUUCACAAUUGAGAAAAGAUGGACACCCAGGUCUUUAUGCUUCACCAAGGCAUCAUGGCAUGGAUUGUAGCCAUUGGUGUCUCCCUGGAGUUCCUGAUACUUGGAACCAACUCUUUUAUGCAGAGCUUCUUAGAUCCUUGUAAUAAGGAUCCGAGCCAAUAAUCAAUCUAUACAUGUAUGAAUAAAUUAUCAAAAAUAUUAUUUCUAUAUUAAAAUUAGCUAUUAAA